CAUUCCCCUAAUUCAGAAUGCAGGCAACAAUGUCUGGGGUUGAAGAAGACAAAUAUCGUUCUUAUUUGCAUGGAGAAGGUGAGCUCAACACCACAUGGAGAUGGGGAGGUCCUCCUAAUUAUGACGAUGUCAACAAACUCUUCGAGGAAGAAAGAACAAAGGUAUGGCCUCCUGGAUCACUAGAAGAACAAGUGCAGAACCUUAUAAAGACAUGGGAAAUGGAGGUUUUCCACAAGGCUUCCCUCCAUGAUUUCAAAUCUUUGGACGUUAACAAAUACACACUUAGCUUAAAUGGUCGAAAAGAUCUGAACAUGAUGGACAUAAAGAAGCUUGGAGGAGGCUAUAACCCACAGCUGCAAACAUCCCUUCCCGAAGAACACAGAAUCUACGAUCCUGAAAAAGAAACAGCCGAAUCAUCUCACAGGGCUUUUCUUACAGCCUUUCCAAGAGGAUUUGCUUUAGAAGUUGUCAAGGUUUAUGCCGGACCACCUGAGAUUGUCUGCAAGUUUAGACACUGGGGUUACAGUGAAGGUCCUUUCAAAGGUCAUGCUCCUACGGGAGAAUUGGUAGAGUUUUACGGAAUCGCCAUCAUCCAGGUGGAUGAAAAUAUGAGAAUUGGUGGAGUGGAGUUCUUUUAUGAGAGGGGAGAACUGCUUGGGGGUCUGGUAAAAGGAGCCGCCAUUGAUGAUACCUCUGCUCAGGAGGCAGCUUCAAGUUGUCCCAUCUUGAGGAACACAGGCUAGAUUGUCACUUUAAAUGGAACGCCGUUUGCUGAUUGUUUUUUUUUUUUUUU
This is a messenger RNA of Hibiscus syriacus, 793 nucleotides long. Its product is annotated as pathogen-related protein-like. The transcript is spliced from 5 exons. NCBI's taxonomy places the organism in Eukaryota, Viridiplantae, Streptophyta, Magnoliopsida, Malvales, Malvaceae. The record is from RefSeq and is a predicted model, not a curated record. Bases 18 to 743 code for a protein of 241 amino acids.